AUGCCUUCAAAUCGAGAGCCGUCCAUCAUUCCCUUCGCCGAACUCGAGCCAUCGUGGCACGUACCGGGAGCGAAGGUCGGAGGAACACUACGCUGGUUGAUCAGUUGGGUGGGUGGACGCAAGGGCUUUGUAAACUCCAAUCCUGAAAGAGCAGUGAUCAACGAUGAGAUUUCGGUUGGUCUGAUGUACCUUCCCGUCGGUCAACGACAGGAGGGGUUGCAUUAUCACACUGUGACCGAAAUUUACGUUAUUGUCAAAGGACGUGUCGUUGGGUACGACGGCUCGAAUACGUCUCAUAUCGCAGGCCCGAUGGACUGCAUCUACAUUCCAGCCGGCGUACCACAUGGUGUUCGAAAUGCGGGCAUGGAAGAUGUCGAACUGAUCUGGCUACAUGACGGGGUCGAAGCGUCUGGGAUGACCAUCUACUGCGACACCCAGCAAGAUCUUGAGAACGCCCCCUCUAAGGCACCUAUCCAGGUCGUGCAGCUUCAAGACCUAGCUCCCGUGUGGUCCAAUCCGCGAGCCAAAGAGCCAGAGUUCUUACGAUGGGUGGUGAAUUGGAUCGGAGGCCCUGGCGGGUUUGAGAACUUGAACCCAGGCUACGCUGUCGAGAGCGAGAAGAUCGCCUUGGGCCUGACUGUGCUCAUGCCAGGCAACAAACAGGUGCCUCAUUGUCACUCCGUCGCUGAAGUCUACGUAAUUCUGAAGGGCAAAGUACUCGUGAAGCUCGACAAGGAAGGCAAAAAAGCAAAAGAGCUCGCAUAUCUAGAUUGUGCCUAUUUCCCAGACGGCGCGGUCCAUUCAUUGCGCAACCAUGGCUCAGAACCAGCAUAUAUCAUGUGGGCGCAUGAUAGAGCCAACCGAUCUGGCGGAACCAAUUACGAAAACCUUGAAGGACAAGAGCUAAGCACUCCCCAACCAUCGACAAAUGGAAUAGCUUAA
Messenger RNA from Exophiala spinifera, 942 nucleotides. RefSeq lists its product as uncharacterized. Bases 1 to 942 code for a protein of 313 amino acids. The transcript has a single exon. Lineage: Eukaryota; Fungi; Ascomycota; Eurotiomycetes; Chaetothyriales; Herpotrichiellaceae. The record is from RefSeq and is a predicted model, not a curated record.